AUGACCGAUGAUUCUCCGCUCAUUCUGGCAUCAGCUUCGCCGCGCCGCCUCGCGCUGCUGCAGCAGAUCGGGCUCGAUCCCGAUCACCUCAUGCCCGCCGACAUUGACGAGACGCCCAGGAAGCAUGAAACGCCCCGCAGUCUUGCACUGAGGCUUGCCCGCACCAAGGCCGAGGCCGUUCGCCAGUCGGCGGAUGCCUCACCGGAGCUCAAAGGGGGUAUCGUGCUUGCGGCUGACACGGUCGUCGCUGUCGGCCGUCGUGCGCUGCCGAAGGCAGAGCUGACCGAGCAGGCACUGAUGUGCCUGUCGCUUCUUUCCGGCAGGGGGCAUCGGGUCUUCACCGGUGUCGCCGUUGCAGAAGCCAACGGCAAGGUUCGCUCCAAGCUGGUUGAAACACGUGUCCGGUUCAAGCGCCUGUCCCGCAUGGAUGUCGACGACUAUAUUGCGUCAGGAGAAUGGCGAGGCAAGGCGGGUGGCUAUGCGAUCCAGGGCCUUGCCGGCAGUUUCGUCGUCAAAUUGGUGGGAUCUUAUCCCUCUGUUGUCGGACUGCCUCUGGUCGAGACGGCGAACCUUCUGAGUGCAGCCGGCUAUCCGGUUCAUCAGGGCUGGGCGACAGCUGCCGCCUGA
Molecule: messenger RNA, 627 nt
Organism: Effrenium voratum
Lineage: Eukaryota; Dinophyceae; Suessiales; Symbiodiniaceae
Source: the annotation of a GenBank genome assembly